CACGCCUCCCGCGGCCCAGCUGGGAUCGACUGUAAUUUUCACCAACAGCCAGUGCGAGACUGGAAGGAAGCGUGGGAGAGACGGGUUGAGACGGAGAAGUUUGGUGGAGAAAAGUUGUUUAUUAGCGCUAAAUAUUUGGGAUUCUCCUUGACAUUUCCUAAGCUGCAUGUGCUUGCUAUGUUCGGAAGACAGUGAAGAUGAGAAGGUGAAGAGUCUCCAAGUCCUUCUCUUGAUUUUAUUUUAUCUGUUUUUGUUGACAAUGGAGUCACUGAAUCUUAAACGGCAGUUUGACUGAAUUCCAUACUGGAUGCAAAAUGGAGAAGAAACGGAGAAAGAAAUAACAAAAUAAGAAAAAAUAAUGAAUUGGCAGCAACUUUUUACAGCAAGAUGUGUGCCAGGAAACCUAAACUCCAUUACAUACUUUUAAGAGUUUUCAGGUGUAAUGAAUUGACCCCCCUCAUGGGAGGAUCUUAAUGUCCGGUUUUAAUAUUGUGCUGGGUUUUUGGGAAGCAAAAAUUGGAUUUAUAACUCCUGUGAAGAUACAUUUGAGACCAUGAAGCUUGAGAGUGUCUGCCUAUCUGUGUUGCUGAUUCUGCUUUUUAGCAGAAUGCCAUAUGGAACAGAGCUGGGUGACGACAUAGUUUUGUGCUCCAACUGCUCUCACCUCAGUCUUAGAGUGGAGUUUUCCUCCACUUUAGUUGAGCAUGAAUAUAUCAUCGCCUUUAAUGGGUACUUCACAGCCAAAGCCAGGAGUAAGUUUAUUUCAAGCGCCUUGAAAAAUUCAAAAAUUCUGGAAUGGAAGAUUGUUCCUCGUGAUAAUCCUGCCAGUGACUACCCCAGUGACUUUGAAGUGGUACACAUUAAAGAACUACAUAAGGAGGGACUUUUGAAGCUGCAGGACCACCCACAUAUUAAACGAGUUACUCCUCAACGAAAGGUUUUCCGCACCCUGAAAUUCACAGACUCAACUGACCAGCCAGUGCCUUGCAAUGAUAGUCGGUGGACCCAAAAGUGGCAAUCAUCACGUCCUUUAAGAAGAUCAAGUUUAUCCCUGGGCUCUGGCUUUUGGCAUGCUACCGGGCGACAUUCAAGUAGACGGCUGCUGAGAGCAAUUCCUAGACAGGUGGCGCAGACCUUGCAGGCUGAUGUUCUUUGGCAGAUGGGACAUACUGGUGCUGGAGUUAAGGUAGCAGUCUUUGACACAGGUCUUAGUGAGAAGCACCCGCAUUUUAAGAAUGUGAAAGAGAGAACAAACUGGACCAAUGAGAAAACCCUAGAUGAUGGAUUGGGCCAUGGUACAUUUGUAGCUGGUGUGAUUGCAAGUAUGAGAGAAUGCCAAGGCUUUGCCCCUGAUUCAGAGCUGCACAUAUUCAGAGUUUUUACUAACAAUCAGGUAUCAUACACUUCUUGGUUCUUGGAUGCAUUCAACUAUGCUAUAUUAAAGAAAAUCGAUGUUUUAAACCUUAGUAUUGGAGGACCUGACUUCAUGGACCAUCCUUUUGUUGACAAGGUUUGGGAGCUUACUGCCAACAAGGUUAUCAUGGUCUCUGCAAUUGGGAAUGAUGGGCCCUUGUAUGGAACACUUAAUAAUCCAGCUGACCAGAUGGAUGUAAUUGGCGUAGGAGGGAUCGAUUUUGAAGACAACAUUGCUCGGUUUUCUUCCAGGGGAAUGACUACAUGGGAGCUGCCUGGUGGUUAUGGUCGAGUCAAACCAGAUAUUGUGACCUAUGGGUCUGGUGUCCGUGGGUCUGGAAUGAAAGGUGGAUGCCGCUCUCUCUCAGGAACCAGUGUUGCUUCCCCAGUUAUUGCUGGUGCUGUUACACUUUUAGCAAGCACAGUCCAAAAUCGAGACCUUGUGAACCCUGCCAGUAUGAAGCAGGCCCUUAUUGCAUCUGCCCGAAGACUUCCUGGUGUCAACAUGUUUGAGCAGGGACAUGGCAAACUGGACCUCCUUAAAGCUUUCCAGAUACUUAACAGCUAUAAACCCCAGGCAAGCCUUAGUCCAAGCUAUAUUGACAUGACUGAAUGCCCAUAUAUGUGGCCAUAUUGUUCCCAGCCAAUAUACUAUGGAGGAAUGCCAACAAUUGUUAAUGUUACAAUUCUCAAUGGAAUGGGUGUCACUGGCAGGAUUGUUGAUAAGCCAAUUUGGCAGCCCUAUAUUCCCCAGAAUGGAGAUAACAUUGAUGUAGCAGUAUCAUAUUCACCAGUAUUAUGGCCUUGGUCUGGAUACCUUGCUGUUUCAAUAUCUGUGGCAAAGAAGGCAGCUUCAUGGGAGGGAAUUGCUCAGGGUCAUGUGAUGGUCACUGUGGCAUCACCAUCAGAAAACGAAUCUAAAGCAGGUUCAGAGAUAACUUCAACUGUCAAGCUUCCAAUCAAAGUGAAGAUAAUCCAAACUCCACCUCGAAGUAAAAGGGUUCUGUGGGAUCAGUACCACAAUCUUCGUUACCCACCAGGUUACUUCCCACGGGACAACUUGAGAAUGAAAAAUGACCCUUUAGACUGGAAUGGUGACCACAUUCAUACAAACUUCAGAGACAUGUACCAGCACCUAAGAAGUGUGGGCUAUUUUGUUGAAGUUUUGGGAGCACCACUAACUUGUUUUGACGCCAGCCAGUAUGGAACUCUGCUUAUGGUGGACAGCGAAGAAGAAUACUUCCCAGAGGAGAUAGCUAAACUGAGACGUGACAUCGAUCAGGGAUUGUCUUUGAUUGUGUUCAGUGACUGGUACAACACAUCUGUGAUGAGAAAGGUUAAAUUCUAUGAUGAAAACACAAGGCAGUGGUGGAUGCCUGAUACAGGGGGAGCAAACAUUCCUGCUCUAAAUGAUUUAGUAUCUGUUUGGGGCAUGGCCUUUAGCGAUGGUCUGUAUGAAGGGGAUUUCUCCAUGGCAAACCAUGACAUGUACUAUGCUUCUGGGUGCAGUAUUGCUAAAUUUCCUGAAGAUGGAAUAGUUUUGGCAAAUCCUUUAAAAGACCAAGGACUUGAAGUACUGAAACAAGAAACAUCUAUUGUGGAGAAUGUUCCAAUAUUAGGCCUUUACCAAACUCCCUCUGAUGGAGGCGGUAGAAUUGCUUUAUAUGGAGAUUCAAAUUGUAUCGAUGACAGUCACAGGCAGAAAGAUUGUUUCUGGCUACUGGAUUCUCUCCUUCAUUACACUUCCUUUGGUGUAAUGCCUACUAGCCUUAGUCACUCAGAAAACAGAGUACAGCCUCCUACUGGCUUGGAUCACCCUCUUCCUGAGAGACUGGAAGGAAACCACUUGUAUCGCUAUUCUAAGGUUCUUGAAGCUCACCUGGGAGAUCCAAAGCCCCGUCCCCUCCCUGCCUGUCCACAUCUGUCUUGGGCAAAGCCACAUCCCCUCAAUGAUACUGCGCCAAGCAAUCUGUGGAAACACCAGAAACUCCUCUCAAUAGACCUGGACAAAGUGGUUUUACCAAACUUCAGACAGAACCGCCCACAAGUGAGGCCUUUGUCCCCUGGAGAGAGUGGUGCUUGGGACAUUCCAGGGGGUAUAAUGCCAGGUCGUUACAAUCAAGAUGUAGGUCAGACCAUCCCAGUGUUUGCUUUCUUGGGGGCCAUGGUGGUUUUGGCUUUUUUUGUAGUACAGAUCACUAAGUCUAAGAACAAACCAAAGAGAAGAAAACCAAGGGUGAAGAGGCCUCUUUUUUUGCAGCAGCCACAUGCAGCAAAAUCACCAUCAGUGUAGCAUGGAGGAAGACUUUUGGAAAAUGAUGAGUGGAUUAUUAAUAACUCUUUGCUUGAGAGUCUUUCGGAUCAUGGAUCCAAUUGCUUGCUUUGAAAGCAUACAUCCCAUCACAUCUCAUCUUUUUUUUUAUCGAAAUAUGGAACUGAAAUUCAGACUAAGAAAAAUGGAAAUCCAAAAACAUUAAAUUAUUUGAUUUAGUGCAGGCCUAAGAAGUGGCCUCUUAAUUAUGACCAAAACGUGGCCACUUUUUUUGGUUGCGCUUUUUUUUUUUGUUUUUUUUUUUAUUAUUUAUUUUACAUUAAUUAAAAGGGAUACGAUUACUUUCUGGAGGGGGCUGUAAAUUACAUUUGUGUUUUGUUUAAUUAUAGAUACAAUUUUUUUUAUUGGGGGGUGAUAUAUAUUUUUGCCAAUAGUGACUUCUGCUGCUGUCCUUGUCUGUCUUUUAUAAAAUGGCAUCUACCAUGACAUUUUGUAAAUAAUCAUAAUUUCACCGUUGUUGGUGGAGAUACGGAUUUCUAAAAUAUAUACUAUCAAGAUGAAGCUGA
Messenger RNA from Polypterus senegalus (gray bichir), 4251 nucleotides. It is a transcript of the gene mbtps1, whose product is annotated as membrane-bound transcription factor peptidase, site 1. The record is from RefSeq and is a predicted model, not a curated record. The transcript has 23 exons. NCBI's taxonomy places the organism in Eukaryota, Metazoa, Chordata, Cladistia, Polypteriformes, Polypteridae. Gene Ontology annotation, biological process: proteolysis. Gene Ontology annotation, molecular function: serine-type endopeptidase activity. Gene Ontology annotation, cellular component: Golgi apparatus. Bases 554 to 3706 code for a protein of 1050 amino acids.